AGGUAGCAACAGAAGUGGGGAGAGGGAGGGAGAGAGAGAAGGGCAACGAGGAAGAGAAGGGGAGAGCCCAGACACUUGACUUCAACCACAGCUCCCAUCCCCAGGCAAAACAUCACUAUCCUUCAUUCUCAGCAAAAGUGAAAACAGCUCAAAAAAAUGAAGUACUCGGUACUAAUGCCCUGUACUAAAGCAGGUUUCCUUCUCUUUUUUUUAUUGCAAACAAGUUUGUUUUUGCUUGCAAGUGCACAGACAGACUCCACAAAUUCCACAACUAUGCCAGAUAUCAUUACUCCCAAUGCAACCUCAUGGACUAAUCUGACUUUAAAUAGUACAGUUGCUCCCUCAGCUAAUUUAACCAAUACAACCACUCUUGGCACAAAUGUCACAACCUCAGCAAUGGUAUCUUGUCGAGUCUUCUCUUGCAAUUACUCGGCAUGCUACAGUACUUUCAUGAGCUCCAAUGUCACCAUUUGCUCAGCCUCUGGAAGUUUUUGUGAGCUGAGAAGAGAUGGAGAUGCAUUAUAUUCAGUGAGCUGCACAAGCAGCUGCCUCAGUGCCUGCGCGAACACCUCUCAGAACAACUGCUCCAUUAACUGUUGCACCAACAAUUGUGACAACUCCACUAUCAACAGCCUACUCAACUCUUCUGUCAUAAUGACUACUACAACAACUGCCGCCACCACCACCACGUCCACCACCAAAGCUUCUACCAUUGCAUCCACUGCCAUAGCAACCAAUGGUAAGAAGUGCCAAAAGUUCAGCUGUAAUGGAGAUGGCUGUUAUCAAGGCAAUACAAAUGUUGGCCUGUGUGGUACAGGUCAGAACUUCUGCAUGCUGAAGAAGACACCAACUGGAACCUUGGUGACUUGGACAGCGAGCUGUAUCGAGGACUGUAGCAAAGAGAUAGUGUGUACCUCCACCAAUACCAUCUGCAUCCUAGAGUGUUGUAAUGCCACCACAACAGCCUCUUGCCUCAAGCUGAAUGGCCAAACAAAUGUUCUUGGUUCUGGCACUAUGGCUCCAUGCUGUCAUUUGCCGCUUUUGGUGUCUUCAUUCCUCCUCUGGUUGCUGAUGAUAGGCAAAUCUGCAGAUUAGAUAAUAAGUGUCCAGUGAGCCUGAGCACUUGCUCUUGUUCACUGAUGGGACACUGUGUGUGUGUGUGUGUGUGUG
This is a messenger RNA of Tachysurus fulvidraco (yellow catfish), 1170 nucleotides long. RefSeq names its product cell wall integrity and stress response component 4. The transcript has 9 exons. The record is from RefSeq and is a predicted model, not a curated record. The coding region runs from base 157 to 1095 and encodes 312 amino acids. Lineage: Eukaryota; Metazoa; Chordata; Actinopteri; Siluriformes; Bagridae.